AUGUUAGACCUCAGCUUUGCCUCAAGCCCUCUAGCACUUAUGGGAGCUAAAGCUAGCAUAAAGCUGAGAUUUGAUACACUAGACCACACCUGCUUCCUCUCACUUCUUGCCUCUAAUCUCGCUGAGAUCAAGAGCUUAGCCACAACAGAAGAAGACCUUGAUGCCCUCGCUGGAAAACUAACAUCUGCAAUCCAAGGAGCAUAUUGA
Molecule: messenger RNA, 207 nt
Organism: Talaromyces stipitatus ATCC 10500
Lineage: Eukaryota; Fungi; Ascomycota; Eurotiomycetes; Eurotiales; Trichocomaceae
Exons: 2
Coding region: 1-207 (68 amino acids)
Source: RefSeq, a predicted model, not a curated record